CUGUGCGUCAUUCUGUGCAGAAGGUGAAAAUUCAUCUAUUUCGAUCAAUAUUAGCUGCCUGUGCAUUCAAUCUGUACCAGCAAUCAAAUAAUUGCGUUCGUGCGUUCAUCAAUCAAUCGGGAAGGAAAGCAUCGAAAGAAUGGCUGCUAUUAUAAGCCAAGCCAUGCCAGAUACGGUGGACGGGGCGGAACUGCCCAAAUCUAAACGACCUUCAGAUUCAGCAUUUAAACAACAAAGACUCCCAGCGUGGCAACCCGUCCUGACCGCGGGCACGGUACUUCCGGCCUUUUUCCUGAUCGGAGUUCUCUUCAUUCCAAUCGGUGUACUGCUGUGGCUGUCAUCCAAUUCAAUUAAUGAAUUCGUGUACGAUUACACGCACUGCAAACCGGACGCGGGGAAUCAAAGCUGUGCGGAAAUCAUCAGCAACAGCCCGGGUUCCAGCUGCGCCUGCACCAUCAACUUUGAGCUGGAGAAGGACUUCCUGGACAAGGUGUAUCUGUACUACGGGUUGACGAACUACUAUCAGAACCAUCGGCGCUACGUAAAGUCGCGCGAUGACGAUCAACUGCUCGGGCGUCUCUCACCGAUACCGUCGAGCGACUGUGCGCCGUUCGCGUACGCAGAUGAUGACGAGCGGGUACCGAUUGCUCCCUGCGGUGCCAUCGCCAACUCGCUGUUUAGCGACAAGUUUGAGCUGUUUUCGCAGACGCUCGGUACGCCGGUUCCGCUGCUUCAGACGGAAAUUGCAUGGCCCUCGGACCGGCAGAUAAAGUUCCGCAAUCCCGAAGGCGACCUGAAGGAAGCGCUGCGUGGUUUCAGUCGCCCGAAGGCCUGGACACGUGAACUUUGGGAGCUGGACGAAACUAACAAGGACAACAAUGGGUUCCAGAACGAGGACCUAAUCGUGUGGAUGCGUACGGCUGCACUGCCCACGUUUAGGAAGCUUCACCGACGGAUCGAUCACUCGCAGGAACACUUCAAGGAGGGACUGCUGAGAGGCAAUUACACGCUUACUGUCAAGUACUCAUACUCGGUAAUUGAAUUCGACGGUACGAAGAAAUUUAUCCUGUCCACCACCUCGAUUCUCGGUGGCAAGAAUCCAUUCCUUGGCAUUGCCUACAUUGUUGUGGGAGGCGUUUGUUUGCUGCUCGGACUCGUGCUACUCAUCAUCCACCUGAAGUGCAGCAAAUCCAACGGUGGCAUCAGCAGCGUCCAUCAACGGUCGUCAUCGCGCCCAUAGGAGUUACUGUGCUUGACCGGGGAAGUUAGUGAUUCGUUGGGACUUUAAGUAUUAAUUGUAUUGGUUGGUUGGGUUUAUUUUUGUUUUGUUCCCUUACAAUAUUGCACGUACAAUUGUUACGUUUAUUUUACGAGAACAGGAGCGAUGGAGCUCAGUUAUGGCAGCAGUUGUCAUUGAAUGUGUAUUCCGUCAGUAUCAAUUUUAAAAUUCUUUAGUGCGCGAAGUUACGAUUAACAGAAUUUGGGUGGUUGUGUGAAAUUUGGGAAUUGUAUGGUAGAACGACAAAAAACUAGCUUCGUGAAAUGAGUUCCUCCUUAUCUUCUUUUAUCCUCCUCCAGUUCAUUGGGUGUGAAUUUCAGAAAAAAAAACACAGAAAAUCGAUAAUUGUACUAGCUUCUUCAAGCACACAAACACGCAUCUAAGGGCGUUCUUUUUGCACGUCAUACAUAUUUAGACCGGAAAGCAUUCGAAGACGACCGGAGACAGAAGUAAUGUUAGUUGUCCUCUGAUCGUAACCGUGCUAAUAAUAUAUUAUUAAGUGUCCUUACAGCACGUCGGUAUUACAUGGAUGGAUGAAAUGCAUAUUACAUUCGAAGUAAGAUAACAAAAACAAUAUAGAUAUCAGAGAGUAACAGAUACAUCAAGAUGUAGUGUGUAAUUGUUGAUCAUCAAAAUGUAACCAAAUAUGAGGAGAACGAUCGUACUUGCUAGACACAUUAGAAAUAGAAAAUUGUUCUACAACAUGUGGAAAAGCUGCUUGUGCUGAAACCAUGCAAAGGGUAGCAGCCUGUAACUAAAAGCAAACACGAAGCUCCACGCUUACGUUAUUUAAAAUAAAGAUACAU
Anopheles moucheti is the source of this 2085-nucleotide messenger RNA. RefSeq names its product cell cycle control protein 50A (gene CDC50). The record is from RefSeq and is a predicted model, not a curated record. NCBI's taxonomy places the organism in Eukaryota, Metazoa, Arthropoda, Insecta, Diptera, Culicidae. Gene Ontology annotation, cellular component: Golgi apparatus; endoplasmic reticulum; plasma membrane. Bases 140 to 1240 code for a protein of 366 amino acids. The transcript has 5 exons.